UGAUCUUCAUCUCAUCAUCAUAUUUAACAAUAUAAGAUCACUUUUGUCGGAUUCAAGUCCAAACUGAGUAUCUCACCUAAUUUGGCAGUACAAUCAUCAUCAGUUUUUCUCAGCCGUCAAUAAAACCUUCCCGAGCCUCUCUUACUAGAGAAUAAGACUCCUUCACGCCUGCGCAUACGAAGAUGGUCUUCUACGAACCUGAGAAGACGCACCACCAGCUGCCUCAUGAUCCAUUUAAAGCAUGUGUCGUCCCCAGGCCGAUUGGUUGGAUCUCAACAACCUCACCGGAUGGCCAAAAACACAAUUUAGCACCUUUCUCCCAGUUCAACAAUCUCACGUUUGACCCACCUUACGUUAUGUUCAGCGCAAACCAAACCCCUUUAAACCGACGAAAAGAUACUGUUAUCAAUGCCGAAGCAACAGGCAAAUUCUGCUGGAAUCUCGCAACAUGGAAGCUGAGGGAACAUAUGAACAUCUCUGCCGAGCAAGUUGAGUAUAGUGUUGAUGAGUUCGAGCGCGCAAACCUGGAGAAGUGCUUUUCGAGUGUGUUAUACGGCGAUGAGACGAAUCCCGUCCCAAUGGUGAAGGCAAGCCCUGUGCGAUUUGAAUGUAAAUACCACAGCACUAUUCGUCUCCCAGGUAAUCCACCGAUGGGAUCAGUCGACAUCGUCAUUGGUAAAGUCAUGGGAAUAUACAUCGACGAUAACGUUCUGACAGAUGGGAAGCUGGAUAUAAGAAAGAUGGAGCCUAUCGCGAGGUGUGGGUAUUACGAGUAUGCGGUCGUACGAGAUACCUUCGAGAUGGUCAUCCCUGGAAUGGAUGAGGCAACCUUAGCCGGCCUGGAGGGGAAUAGUAAGAAGGUGAACGAGCUUUCGACCAUUGGUAUUAUAUUUGCUAGUGAUUAACGUAAUUCACCACCAAGUCGUAUAAUACUGAGAUUUAUUAUUAUACUGAAUCGGUUUAGAAUAAAGGAAAUUUUU
This is a messenger RNA of Verruconis gallopava, 980 nucleotides long. RefSeq lists its product as uncharacterized. Lineage: Eukaryota; Fungi; Ascomycota; Dothideomycetes; Venturiales; Sympoventuriaceae. The record is from RefSeq and is a predicted model, not a curated record. The coding region runs from base 183 to 905 and encodes 240 amino acids. The transcript has a single exon. Gene Ontology annotation, molecular function: FMN binding.